AUGAAACUAACAAUGGGGUCUGAGUUUGUAGUGAAGCUUUUCCAGAUUCUUGAGGAGCCCGAGAACUAUCCAUACAUAUCAUGGGCUUUGGAUGGAAGAAGCUUUAUCAUAUCCAAUAUCCAAGGCUUCUCUGAGUUUGUUCUUGAGAAGCAUUUUAGACACAAGAAUUGGAGUUCCUUUGUUAGACAACUUAACAAAUAUGAUUUUUACAAGGUACGAAGGGAUGAGGAAAGGAUAGGAGAGAGAGGGCAAUGGGAGUACAAGAACAAGUAUUUCCAGCGAGGAAGGCCUGAACUACUAGACAAGAUCAGAAGAAAGAAAGCACCAAGUGAAGGGAGCGGGUCUGGAAGUACGAGUCCAAAGCAGAUUGAGAGUGGGAUGGUUUACCAAUCACAUGUGCUGAAUGCUGUUCGGACGAUUUCGAAGUACCUUCAAACUGUUGUUGAGGAUAUCAAUGAUAUAAAGAAGUACAUAUAUCACGAGAGAAUGAGGAUUGCUUCAAAAAUAAAUGUCCUGUUUGUCAAGGGAGAUGUGCCUGGAUCUGAGUGGAUAUGCAGUGCUUUAAAGAUUCCAAACUAUUCCUUGACUAUUGUGGAGGAAAGUAGUGAUGUAAGGAAUGUGAUGAGAUGGAAAUACGAUGUGGUUGUGCUAUAUGCCAGUACGUCUGGAUGUAGUAAGUCUGUGAGUCGAAUAAGAAGCUUGGAUGCAAGUGUCCCAAUUGUUCUAGUUGUUGACGAAGAAUUCAAGAAUGAAUACAUGAACAUCCUAGGAAUUAGGGUGUCUGAGGCUCUUCUGAUGCCUCUUGACCCAAAAGACUUAGUUGAUGCAGUCAAUAGGCAUGGAAGCCAAAGAGGCUUAGAGGGAGGCUAG
This is a messenger RNA of Encephalitozoon romaleae SJ-2008, 870 nucleotides long. Its product is annotated as heat shock transcription factor. Gene Ontology annotation, biological process: regulation of DNA-templated transcription. Gene Ontology annotation, molecular function: sequence-specific DNA binding; DNA-binding transcription factor activity. The coding region runs from base 1 to 870 and encodes 289 amino acids. Lineage: Eukaryota; Fungi; Microsporidia; Unikaryonidae. The transcript has a single exon. The record is from RefSeq and is a predicted model, not a curated record.